Cryptomeria japonica (Japanese cedar) is the source of this 1887-nucleotide messenger RNA. RefSeq lists its product as uncharacterized. The transcript has 6 exons. Lineage: Eukaryota; Viridiplantae; Streptophyta; Pinopsida; Cupressales; Cupressaceae. Bases 1 to 1887 code for a protein of 628 amino acids. The record is from RefSeq and is a predicted model, not a curated record.
AUGGUACCUGACAUAUCUGAAAAGAGAAUCAUUUAUCUUUUCCUUGAUGGUCUUGAGGAUCCAAUUAAGGGCUUGGUUAAAGCUUUCUCACCCUCAACUUUACAGGAAGCUAUCAAAAGAAGUUUGCAGCUUGAAACUUACAUGCCUAAGAAACCAGUGACAAAUCAAAAGCCUCCAAAUCUUUGGCAACAUAAGGGAAAUUUUCAGAAAAAGACUUUUUCACCACCACCAGCAAAGAAUGUGACAAAUACAACAAACAAGAAGGUAGAUGAAGAGACUAAGAGUGAACUUCGAAGGAAAAAGCUUUGUUUCACCUGUAGGGAGCCAUGGGUUCCAGGACAUAGGUGUUUGGGAAAAGGUCAAGUGCACUAUAUUGAGGUUGCUUUAGACUCUGAUUCAGAUGAGCAUGGAGAAUUUCAUGACACUAAGGAAGAAGAAGAAGAAGAGAAAGAAAAAGAAAUCAGCAAGGGUGGCACUUUCGCAGCAUUAUCAGGAGUCCCGAGAUAUCAUCCUUUCCGCAUCCGAGGGGUAUUAGCAGGGCAAAGGAUCAUAGUCCUUCUAAAUAGUGGGGCAACUCACAAUUUUAUAGAUGAGGGGUUUGCCAUAAAAAGAGGACUUAAAGCAGAAGAUUUUGAAGGGUUCAAUGUUACUGUAGCUGAUGGAUUCACUAUGCCUUGCACACGUGUGGUAAAGCAACUCAAGAUGACUUUGGGAGACUAUGAGCUUUGUGAUGACUUCUAUGUUGUUGCAAUUGGAGAAACAGAUAUUGUAUUGGGUGUUCAAUGGUUACACUCUAUUGGGGGCUAUUACAUGAACCAUCAAACAAUGGAGUUCAAGUUUCAGUCCAAUGGGAAAGAAGUCCAUUUAAGGGGCUUAUCAAAUGGAGCACCCAGGGUGGUCACUGCAAAGAGGAUGGAGAGGACCUUUCGAAGAGGACAUGUAGCAUGGGCAGCAGGAAUCAUAAUCCAUCUCAUGAGCCCUUCCAAGGGACAAAAUAGGGGAUUUGAGCAUGUUAUAGAAUUAGAACAAGGUGCAAAACCUGUUAUAACUACUCCAUAUCACCAUCCAGGGGGUUAUAAAGAGGAAAUAGAAAAGACUAUUAAGGAACUCUUGGACAUGGGAUUCAUAAGGCCAAGCUCUAGCCCAUUUGAAUCUUCUGUGGUACUUGUGAAGAAAAAGGAUGGUUACCAUCAGAUUCGCAUGAGGAAGGAAGAUGUGGAAAAGACUGCUUUUAGAUGUCACUAUGGGCACUUUGAAUUUCUUGUUAUGCCCUUUGGUCUUACUAAUGCACCAACAACAUUCCAAUCUUGUGUGAAUAAGAUAGAAAUGGCACAGAAAACAUUUGAUAAACUUAAGGAGGUGAUGAGUUCAUGCCCCGUACUUGCAAUUCCAGAUUUCUCGUUACCUUUUGUUGUUGAAUGUGAUGCUUCUGGAGAAGGUAUAGGAGCUAUCCUAACUCAAAAGGGACAUCCAAUAGCAUUUGAGAGCAGAAAAUUGAAUCAACUAGAAAGAGGGUAUUCCAUCUAUGACAAGGAAAUGCUAGCUAUCAUGCAUGCACUUGACAAAUUCAGACAAUAUUUGGUUAUUGGACAGCAGGUCAUGGUAUCUACAGAGUUACCACCCCUUGAUGAUGAUGGGAAAUUAGUUUUAAUACCAAAGGAGGUGUUCGAUACAAGGGAAAGAAGAUUGAGAAAUAGAAACAUCAUAGAGCAUCUAGUCAAAUGGAAGGGAUUACCAUUAGAGGAUGCAACUUGGGAAGGAGUAGAGAUUCUUGAACAUCCCAACCUUCAUGUCGCCUUUUCAAAACAAUUCAAAUUAAUAACUUUUCCUAUGGCGGUGAGCAAUUUUGCUGUUAAAAUAGAGUGGAAUAAGUGUGUUGGGUCGUGA